AUGGCCAAUACUGGCCUAGGCUUAAUCAUCAUUGGAUGUAAUAAUUUGUGUGCAAUAGACUCAGGUUUGGAAGAGGCGAUAAGGCGGCUAGGCGGUAGCUGUGGAUUUGACAUCGUGCGCUUCACAACCGCCGACGCAUUCUCGCGCGACGAAGCAGCCGCUCUGAAGCGCAUCCGCGACGGGCACAUGGACGGCUUUUCAUGGUACACCGAAGAGCGAGUGCGCCGUGCCAACCGUCCGCAGGAACUUCUCGAAGGCGCAAAAUCAGUCAUAUCGCUCGCACUCAGCUACAACACGGGCGAGCCGAAUCCACCUGAUUCUCAGCCCCGCGGCAAGAUAGCCCGCUACGCAUGGGGCGACGACUACCACGAUGUCAUCAAGAAGCGUCUCCGCAAGUUCGUCUCCAAGCUGCCAUCCAUCGCAGGGCGCCCGGUCAGCACUCGCAUUUUCGUUGACGACGGACCAAUGAAUGACCGCGCGGCUGCGGCCCGCGCAGGUAUCGGCUGGUUCGGCAAGAACACCAACAUCCUGACGCAGAGCCACGGCUCGUGGGUAUUUCUGGCGCAGGUAAUCACCGACAUUCCACUCGAACCAGACGCGCCACUAAAGAAGACCUGCGGCGAGUGUGUCCUCUGCAUAGACGCUUGCCCUACAGGGGGCAAUUGUCUCUCCUUAUGUCAUAGACAACAAGCGCUGCAUUUCAUACCUUACCAUCGAGCUACGCGGCGCAAUCCCACGCGAACUUCGCCCUCUGGUCGGAGAUUGGGUUUUCGGGUGCGACAUCUGUCAGGAUGUCUGCCCUGUCAACCGCAAGGCAAUCGGUAG
This is a messenger RNA of Geodia barretti, 825 nucleotides long. NCBI's taxonomy places the organism in Eukaryota, Metazoa, Porifera, Demospongiae, Tetractinellida, Geodiidae. The record is from the annotation of a GenBank genome assembly.